CCCUUCUAUCUGUCUGUCUGUCUGUCUGUAUCUCAAUUAAACUCUUCCUGGCUAAACGCCACUUGGGUUGUUGCGAAAAGCUUGCUCACACUUCAAUCGGUAAUCACUAAUCUCUCUCUCUCUCUCUCAAACCUUGCUAUAUCCUUUCGUGGGCACGACGAGGUGAGGGAAAUGAGGUCCGAAAUCAACCCAUCAUCCCUCUUCAAGCAAAAUUACGUCUUUGCGAAGUUCGCUCUGUCGUUUCUAUUGAUAGGUCUCGCUUUUCGCCUCUUCGUCUCCGAUUCCAUCAGGUUGUCGUCGUCAGUCGUUCAGGAGCCACCCGUCUCCGAAUCAAUAACUGAAAAUGAAUCGCCUCUUGCCUCUCUGCCUAUUCAAAGGCCGGACGACGGUGAUUCUUCCGCUACUUUCACGUCCAACAAUGAGUCCCUGAUCAAUCGGACAGAAACUUGUGAUAUCUUUGUUGGAAAAUGGGUACCUGACCCAUCCGGUCCCUUGUACACCAAUGAGAGUUGCCAUGCCAUUGAAGCUCAUCAAAAUUGCAUGAAAAAUGGACGUCCUGAUUCUGGUUACCUCUACUGGAGGUGGACUCCCCGGGACUGCGAGUUGGCCAAGUUUGAUCCUGACAAAUUUCUUGACACGAUGAAGGAUAAGUCAUGGGCGUUUAUAGGCGAUUCCAUCUCUCGUAACCAUGUUCAGUCAUUGCUCUGCAUCCUCUCUCAGGCUGGGGAAGCCAUUGAGGUCUACCAUGACAAAGAGCACAGAUCAAAAAGAUGGUAUUUUCCAGCUCACAACUUCACUCUUGCAGUCAUAUGGACUCCUUUCCUCGUUAAAGCAGAUAUAUUUGAAGACAUAAAUGGAGUGUCCUCAUCGGAAAUCCAGCUUCAUCUUGACGAACUUGACAAGAAAUGGACUGAGCAGUACAAGAACUAUGAUUACGCCGUGAUUGCCGGUGGCAAGUGGUUUCUGAAAACUGCCAUCUACCAUGAAAAUGAUACAGUCAUGGGAUGUCACUACUGCCCUGGAAAGAACUUGACAGAGCUAGGUUUCGAUUAUGCAUACAGAAAAGCUCUUCAGCUAGUUCUGAGCUUUGUCACUAAUUCUGAACAUCGAGCAUUUGUUUUCUUUAGAACCACCACCCCGGAUCAUUUCGAGAAUGGGGAAUGGUUUAGUGGGGGGACUUGCAAUAGAACCAUUCCAUUCAAAGGCGGAGAGGUGGACCUGAAGGAUGUGGACAAAAUUAUGCGCGACAUUGAAUUGGAGGAAGUCGGGACGGCUGUGGAAAUGGGAUCCCAGAAAGGGGUCACUUUGGCAUUACUCGACACAACGCAGAUGUCGCUGUUGCGGCCUGAUGCACACCCAGGUCCGUAUCGGCAAUUCCAACCAUUUGCUCAAGACAAAAAUGCCAAGGUCCAGAAUGAUUGCUUGCAUUGGUGCUUGCCAGGGCCAAUUGAUUCUUGGAAUGAUCUGGUAAUGGAAAUGCUGGUGAAUCUUUCAAAAGGAAAUCUUCAUUGACAUGAAAUUUUGGCGGUAUAAAUUGUUUGGAAGAGAUGGUUUCAUCUCUGAGGAUACGGAGAAAAGGUCGUAGCAUUGUCAUCCCUUUUUGAUCUGUUGGGAUGAAGCUUGUAAAGGGAUCAAUUACGAAUACUUCAUUCUUACACAUUCUUCAAUUCUUGAAUUGUUUUUGAGGGUGGUACAGGAUGGUCUUGCUUUAAGGCAGAUUGCUUGUCGGAGUUCA
Rhodamnia argentea is the source of this 1735-nucleotide messenger RNA. Its product is annotated as protein trichome birefringence-like 25. Gene Ontology annotation, molecular function: O-acetyltransferase activity. Gene Ontology annotation, cellular component: Golgi apparatus. The transcript is spliced from 3 exons. The annotation marks the transcript as partial. The record is from RefSeq and is a predicted model, not a curated record. NCBI's taxonomy places the organism in Eukaryota, Viridiplantae, Streptophyta, Magnoliopsida, Myrtales, Myrtaceae.